CUGUUUAACUUAAACUCAUACAUACCUCUCUCUCUCUCUCUCUCUCUCUCUCAUACACCUUUGCCAAAAGCUUUGCCACCCCUAGUUCUCAGAAACUCGAAUCCAUGAAGAGGAUAGUUAUUAGAGUAGCCAUCAAGGGACAAAAGUCUCGUUCCAAAGCCAUGAGGAUUGUUGGAGGUGUUGCAGGGGUAGAAUCGGUAGCUUUUGCAGCGCACGACAGUAACCACAUGGUGGUGACAGGAGAAGGGAUUGACGCAGUGAAGCUGACUAAAUUGCUGAGGAGGAAAGUGGGAUCUUCCGAAAUAGUAAGCGUGGGCCCGGGGGAGCUUGGCGGGGACGGCUACGGCUACGGCUACGGCAUUCCAGUAGGGGGGUAUUACUCUUACCCUUACGCUUAUGGAUCAGGUCAAGGUUAUGGGUACGAGUCUAGGAACCAAAACCCGUAUUCAAAUGGACCAAGUUAUGGGUACGAGACUAUUAACCAAAACCCGAACAGUUGUUCCAUCAUGUGAAUUAAAAAAAUAAUAAUCAUACAGGAAAAGAAUUAAUGUUAAUAAACCCCCCCCCCCCCCCCUCUCUGGAUUGAAUGGAAGAAUCUGGGUUUGUAAAGUAGUUUUGUGUAACUGGGCGGGUUAGUUCUGUUGAUGAAGACUUUCUUAAGUUAAGAAGCCAUGAGCGAGUGCAUGUGAAAGUUCGCCUAAUACUCGAAUUGGUCAUGCAUCUCAUUUGAAGGUCAUGAGUUCAAAUCCCUCCAGCUGCUUGUGGGUGUUAUUUCCCUUGUAUUUGUUAGGAUUAUUUCUCCCCUUAAUAUGAUUUUUUAGUUGGAUAAGAUUUAUAGUGAUUGCGGACUUGAUUCCAAUGUGAUGUAAUUAUGAUACUUGUAUUUUCCCUUGCCAGUUGUAAUCAAGUAGUUUUGUGUAUACAGAAUGUACUACAUUAAUUUUUUGUUUAACGGAUCUUGAUUUCGUAAA
Rhododendron vialii is the source of this 971-nucleotide messenger RNA. Its product is annotated as disease resistance protein Pik-1-like. Bases 105 to 512 code for a protein of 135 amino acids. The record is from RefSeq and is a predicted model, not a curated record. NCBI's taxonomy places the organism in Eukaryota, Viridiplantae, Streptophyta, Magnoliopsida, Ericales, Ericaceae. The transcript has 3 exons.